Molecule: messenger RNA, 1238 nt
Organism: Amoebophrya sp. A25
Lineage: Eukaryota; Dinophyceae; Syndiniales; Amoebophryaceae
Source: the annotation of a GenBank genome assembly
AUGGCGUCCUCGAGCACGAAUUCACUACACAGGCGACGCCGUAGCCUUAUCAUGACGGCAUUUACCUCGCUGGGCUCUUUUCUUGCACCUGUCAACAUAUUGAUCUCGUCGCUGCUACUUCUUCCAGCAUCUGUUGUAGAAGCAACGAGUGGUUCAGGCUUAACAGCGGUUGCGCCAAGAGCCAGCUGUAGUGCAGCAGUACAGUGUAAUGGGAACGGCGUCUGUGGACCUCUUGGUGGUGGGGAUUUGUGCAUAUGUAAUCCAUUUUGUUAUGACGAGUGGGACGUAUUCAUAGCCACUGCCAUAGAUGGUGAUUGAUACUCAUAGUACCUACGCUCAAGGUCAAGAUUUCUAUUUAAGCAUUGACUCUGCAGCACCGUCUGCUCUCGGUCUCCUUCUAUGUGUGUUAUGCAUAAAGGUUCCUCAAGAAGGAAAAGCCUCUGAGGAGUCCACAUUCAUUAUCCGGAAGGCAUGUAUUGUGAAACCAGAAUUAGGGAUAUCAAAAUCGAGUAUGAAGGCGGAAUCAGUGGUGGCGGGCUUGCGGGAAUAGUGUUAAGGCUAUCUUGAUCUUUAAAUAUGGUAGCGCGAGAACGUAUGAUACGUGGAUGGGGUAAUAUGAUACGUAUGAUACGUAUGAUACUCCCUUCCAAGGUCAAGAUGAUACGGUAUCAUCUUGAUCUUGGAAGAAGUAUCGGCUAAGACUGCCUCGUCAUAUCUCUUACAGAAUGAAAUGAAAGCGGUCCUACAGGAUGAUCUAGAAGAAGUUCCAACUGGUUGAUGUAGCUCCUCUUCAAAGAACUCUACAGAACUGCCUUUCACCUCCUUUUGUCAGAGUUCUUCUAAUCCAUGUCGGAAGCAUCUUGAUUAUUCCCGCGACAACGGGAGUAUUGCUCUUCAUGAUGGCGAGAUCCGAUUGUCUGGAUGACUGAUGAAUUGAUGUUGAAGCUCCUACUCCUAAUGAGUUUGAUGGAGUCCAAAAACAACCUUAGAGGACCUAUUGAAUUCCGUCUCCGUGUGGAGAACUACGACCGCUCCACUGUUACCGUGAUGACAUGAUCGAGACAAAAAUUCUAAUCUGACCUUGGCUUAAGGUACGAAUGAAAUCACGUGUAUGAACAACCUGCUCCAGUAGUCAAUCAUACUGAUACAUCAGGCACUGUGGAGGCUCAGUUACCCGCGACGGACUCGGGCUAGAUCUGCUUGUUGCUCCAUCAAAGCAAGCAUGUUGACGAAGACCC